CAUCCAUCAACAAGAAAAUAAUAAAUCCAGGUGAUUGUGUGUAAUUUGUUUACACACUACCACAAUCUUUCUGCAACAAUAAAAUACACGCCGUGUGCCUGUUUUUUUUCCCUGUUAUCAAGCAAUCCAGAGCCACAAUCGGAAAAGUUGCCGACCGAUUUGGUGGGCAUUACGACCGGAUAAACCCAAUUAAAUUUUUGAAAUAAUGUCGACCAACCCAAGACUCGAGCUGCAACCGUCGGAGGACGUGGAGAUCACAAUGGGCAGAUCUGGCGGCGGAGCUGGAGACGGAAUCCAGGAGAGAUUGCCGCCCAUCAGCGUCGAAGCCCAGCGUUUCCCGUUUUGCAUCGUGUGGACUCCCAUUCCCGUGCUUACCUGGAUUUUCCCGAUGAUCGGUCACAUGGGCAUAUGUACAUCCGCCGGAGUGAUCCGUGACUUUGCAGGAGCCUACUUUGUGUCCGAGGAUAAUAUGGCCUUUGGAAAGCCCACUCGCUAUCUGCAGUUGCAUCCGAAGAAUGUCGAAGGCGGCAGCUACGCCUGGGAUGAGGCAGUGUCGAAAGCUUCCGUGCUCUAUGGCACCCGUAUUCACAACAUAUUCUGCGACAACUGUCACUCCCAUGUGGCCACUGCCCUGAGUUACAUGCGGUACAAGGACAGCACUUCGUGGAAUAUGCUGAUUUUGAGCAUGUGGCUCUUUGGCUGUGGACGAUACGUUGGGAUUUCGGGUUUCCUUAAGACCUGGUUGCCGUUUGCUAUUCUAGUCGCAGUUUGCGUCUUAUUGGGCGUCUACUUUUAGUUUUUAAAAUUACUUAUCGUAAUUGUCAUGUAGUUUCAAUUGAUGUGAAUGAACUGUCUUAUCGCAUAUAUAGUAUACAUACUAUUUUAUAGUUUAAUUCCAGACCCGUUAAGGGAAUAAUUUUCUGAACCAAAUAAACAAACGGCUACAGAAGCCGGCAAUGCAUUCUU
Messenger RNA from Drosophila bipectinata, 966 nucleotides. Its product is annotated as transmembrane protein 222. The record is from RefSeq and is a predicted model, not a curated record. Lineage: Eukaryota; Metazoa; Arthropoda; Insecta; Diptera; Drosophilidae.